AUGACCGAAGAGUUUUACGGAUAUGCCGCAUUUAGCAAAGAAAGUGGCUUGAAGUUGUACUCUUAUACGCCUAAGCCAUUAGGUGAUGAAGACGUCGAAGUGGGGAUUUCGCAUUGCGGUAUCUGCGGUAGCGACUUGCAUACGAUGAGGUCCGGUUGGCGUCCAACUCGAUACCCUAUUAUCGUGGGCCACGAAAUUGUUGGCAAAGUCUUGAAGAAAGGUUCUAAAGUCAUCGACUUCAAUGUUGGUGAUCGUGUCGGUGUCGGUUGUCAGCUCCAAUCGUGCAGAAAAUGUGAUGAGUGUAGGAUGGGCUACGAGCAACUGUGCGCAAAGAAAGUGUUCACUUAUAAUGAUAUGUGGAAAGAUGCCGAAGGUAAUCCCACCAAAUAUCCAACUCAGGGUGGCUAUGCUGACAAAAUUCGUACGCAUUCCGAUUUUGCAUUCCAUAUUCCGGAAGAAAUCAGCUCAGCCGAAGCCAGCCCAUUGCUUUGUGCCGGAGUGUCUACAUUUGUUCCGUUGAAGCGUCACAAAAUUGGUCAGGGCAAUAAAGUUGGUAUCGCUGGCAUUGGCGGUUUAGGUCACAUGGCAAUUCAGUGGGCGGCUAAGAUGGGUGCUGAAGUCACGGCUAUCUCGCACAGUAGCGGAAAACGCGAUGACGCGAUCAAACUUGGCGCAACUCACUUCUUGAAUUUUUCGGAUCCGGAAGAAGUCGAAAAAUUCGCUAAUUCACAAGAUCUCAUCAUCUUAACUUCGUUUAACCCACAUACCGAUUGGUCGAAAUGUCUAAGGCUCCUCAAGAACCACGGUAUUUUUGUCUUGCUCGGUCUUCCAGAAGUCCCACUUCAGAUUCCGCCGUUCGCUCUCAUGCGUGACGUGAAGAUUGAGGGCUCGUUGAUUGGUGGACGUCAAGAUGUUAAGGAUAUGCUUGAAUUUGCGGCUAAGCAUAAUGUCAGAUCUUGGGUCCAAAAAGUCCCAAUGAAAGACGUCAACGAGGGGAUCAAAAUUAUGCUCGAUGGAAAGGCUAGAUACCGGGUAGUGCUGGAAAAUUAA
Ambispora gerdemannii is the source of this 1050-nucleotide messenger RNA. Lineage: Eukaryota; Fungi; Glomeromycota; Glomeromycetes; Archaeosporales; Ambisporaceae. The record is from the annotation of a GenBank genome assembly.